AUGGCUGCAGAAAAUCACUCUAUAGUGACAGAGUUCAUCCUUGGAGGAUUAACUAACAGGCCAGAGUUCCAGAUGCCCCUCUUCCUCCUCUUCCUGGGGAUCUACAUGGUCACCAUGGUGGGGAACCUGGGCAUGAUCACCCUGAUAUGUCUCAACAAGCAGCUUCACACACCCAUGUAUUAUUUCCUCAGCAACUUGUCACUUGUGGACUUCUGUUACUCUUCUGUCAUCACACCGAAUAUGCUGGUCAGCUUCGUAUCCCAGAAGAAUGUCAUCUCCUAUGUGGGGUGCAUGUGUCAGCUCUACUUCUUCCUUAUUUUUGUCAUUGCUGAGUGUUACAUGCUCACAGUGAUGGCCUAUGACAGAUAUGUGGCCAUCUGCCACCCUUUACUUUAUCAUAGUAUCAUGUCUCAUGCUCUCUGCUCCCUUCUGGUGACUCUGGUCUAUGUCAUAGGAUUCAUUGGCUCUGCAAUAGAGACGGGUGUCAUGUUAUCAUUGAGCUAUUGCAAGCACCUCAUCAGUCACUACUUCUGUGACAUUGUCCCUCUCAUGAAACUCUCCUGUUUCAGCACAUAUGAUGCAGAGAUGGCAAUCUUCUUCUUUGCUGGAUUUGACAUUGUACUCACCAGUUUAAUUGUCCUUGUUUCCUAUGCCUUCAUCCUGUCCAGUACUCUUCGCAUCAGAUCUACCGAGGGCAGGUCCAAAGCCUUCAGCACCUGCAGCUCCCAUCUUGUAGCUGUGGGAUUGUUCUAUGGAUCCUCUACAUUUGUGUACUUAAAACCCUCCACGGCCAGUUCCCUGGCCCAGGAGAAUGUGGCUUCUGUGUUCUACACCACAGUGAUCCCCAUGCUCAACCCCUUGAUCUACAGCCUGAGGAACAAAGAAGUAAAGGUGGCCCUGCAGAGAACACUGAGAAGAAAACUCCUUUGA
Molecule: messenger RNA, 930 nt
Organism: Cavia porcellus (domestic guinea pig)
Lineage: Eukaryota; Metazoa; Chordata; Mammalia; Rodentia; Caviidae
Product: olfactory receptor 8A1-like
Exons: 1
Coding region: 1-930 (309 amino acids)
Biological process (GO): G protein-coupled receptor signaling pathway; sensory perception of smell
Cellular component (GO): membrane
Molecular function (GO): odorant binding; G protein-coupled receptor activity; olfactory receptor activity
Source: RefSeq, a predicted model, not a curated record